Messenger RNA from Fusarium sp. VM40, 1596 nucleotides. NCBI's taxonomy places the organism in Eukaryota, Fungi, Ascomycota, Sordariomycetes, Hypocreales, Nectriaceae. The record is from the annotation of a GenBank genome assembly.
AUGGCUCUUGAUCUCGCAACAGGACUUCAGGCAUUUUUGCCCCGAAUUAUAGUCUAUACAAUCGUUGGAACCACAGCAGCAUGGCUGUUGCAUCUCAUGCAACCUGCGCUGCAGGCUGCCCUUUCGAAAGACUACCAGGAAUUCAGCUGGGCUGGUGGUAAUCGAGGUGUUGGCAUAUUUCUCAAGGCGACAUAUGAGGUUGCUUUCAAGUCGAGAGAGUAUUUUAAGAACACCCACCGUAAGAUACUCGAAGCUGGCCAUGGCGGAAUCCAACUUGUUCCUAUUCCCCACUGCAGCACUGGCUUUAUGCUUAUGGUACCGAAGCAACUUCUUAAUGAAUACGUCAAACAGCCUGAAAAUGACAUCUCUCUCAAGAGAUACACUCUCCAGGCGCUGGUCCCAGACUACACCACCCUGGGAGCUCAUAUUGUGAUCCACCCCGUUUACAGAAACGUUGUCCACCGAGAGCUUUACCAGAAGCUCUCAGACAAGAUGGGAAUGGUGGAUGAAGAGAUGAAAGCUGCUCUUGACGACAAUAUUGCCUCAAAGGUCGAUUCCAAUGGAGUGGUAAAGAUCAACAUGUGGGAUACUGCAAGCGCCAUUCUUAGCAGAUCUGCAAACCGCAUCAUCUCAGGCCAGCCUCUGUGUGACAACAAGGAGUACCGAGAUGCCACUGCUGAGUAUGCUGCCACAUUCUUCGCGUCAGCCCUGUACGCACGGUUCAUCCCGCCGUUUCUUCGCCCGCUCUUGUUGCCCUACAUGUGUCGGCCGCUAAUGCGCUGCAUCGAGACAGCUGCAAAGCAUGCGACGCCUGUUCUCAAGGAACGCAUGGCUAUUAUUGACACCGCUGAGGAGAAAGACAUUGAACCGGAUCUACCGAAUGACAUGCUGAGCGCAAUCAUCUUAGCAGCCAAGAAAGAUCCUAACGGCCCAUCGGAGUACGAGCCAAUGGUCAUUGUAGCCAGAAUGAUGGUUCUGAACUUUGUACAGUCUUACACCAACCUUGUCACCAUGACCAAUCUGAUAUAUGACCUCAUCUCCCUGCCAGAAGGGGACUUUGAGGAUACGAUCAGCGAUCUGCGGGCGGAAAUCAAUAGGGAAAUCAACAAGGGCGACGCCUUUUCACAUGAGUUCUUCCAGAGACUGCCGCUUAUGGAUUCUCUUAUCAGGGAAAGUAUCCGCUUCAACCCAAUUGGGGAGACCGGCAUUGAGCGAGCCGUUGGCAAAAAGGGUGGCUUCACUUUCUCCAACGGCAUCCACGUGCCGCAAGGCGCAAUCCUUGCAGCGCCGAUCAAAGCCUACCAGCGUGAUGAGAGGGUGUAUCCAGGGGGGUUCAAUCCUCGCCGAUCAUUGACAGACCCGGAACAUCCCAAGAUGACGGACAUCUCUCCAGAUUUUCUGAAUUUUGGUCUUGGAAGAGGGGCUUGCCCUGGGCGGUUCUUUACCAGUAAUCUACUCAAGCUUACGCUGACCCAUCUACUUCUGGAUUACGAUUUCGAGAGGUUGGAGGAGAGGCCUGAGAAUGUUCGCAAAGUGACAAUUGAUGAGCCUUGUGGUCGGGUGCUCAUCACUUUGAGGAAGAGAGACCAUGCCUGA